GCCUCAGUGUGACUGGCAGGAGGUGGAGAGUUCAGCUAAAACCCUACACACUAGGGAAACCAUUCAGUUUCCUUCCUUGAUUACAGCUGUGAACAGACCCUAGACCUUCAUAUCUCUCUCUCUCUCUCCAUUCCUCUCUCCCUGGUGAUACCACUCCACUCCUCUCUGGUGCUCCACACCUCUACUUCUCUCUCUCCAUUCCUCCUUAUCCUGGGUGGUAGGGCAGAUGUGCUCCAUGGGUUUUGCGCGGUCCCUGGGCUUUGCCCUUCUGCCCCUGGCUGUGUGCUGUAUCAUGGCCAACAUCCUGCUGUUCUUCCCUGGAGGAGAGAUCCAAUAUGUCCAACAGGAGCGACUGUCCAGGCUGAUCUGGUUCAUGAUGGGAAUCGGAGGGGGAGGUGUGUUGAUGUUUUUGCCUGCUGGAGUGUUCAUCAGCCUGGGGAAGUGUACAGGCUGCUGUUGGAAUGAAAGCUUCAUGAUGUGUGGGUCAGUAAUGGCAGCUCUAGUGGGUCUGGGCGGCUCGGGAUACUGUUUCAUCAUCUCAGCCAUGGCCAUCUUGGAGGGACCUCAGUGCUUCACUGCUCUGGGAUGGUCUUAUCCCUUCGCCAAUGAGGGAGGAAGGUACCUAAUGGAGAAGGACACGUGGUCUAAGUGCCUGCAGCCUGUCAGCAUUGUAGAGUGGAACGUGACCCUGAUGUCCAUCCUGCUGGGCCUCAGUGGGCUGGAGUUCAUCAUAUGUGUCCUGCAGGUCAUCAAUGGGCUGGUGACAGCUGUCUGCAGACCCUGCUGCUACAAGCAGGACUACACCCUCAAUGCCUAAACACACACAUAGAUGAGACACACACACACACACACAGACACCUGCACACACACACAAAAUUUGACACACACACAUGUAAAUUAUACAUACACACGCAUGCAUAUAAUAUAAGAUUGAUGUGCAUACACAUGAUAUGACACAUGCACACACAUACGAUACACGCCAGGAGCGUGUACAAUGUCAUCUGUUUAACAUUGCUUUCCAAACACUCCUGGGGGUGCAUCUCAAUAGUCCAACUUCCUCUCCUCGUAUCUUACAUAGUCCCUGGGCCAGUUUCUAAUCAGAAAGUGUGAUUAAUAAGCGAAUGCUGUCUCAUCCCUGUAUGAGGGAGAGAUACCUGUCUGAAUGUUCAGUUAAUUUAUAGUAUUAAUUUCAAAGCACUGUAUUAGAAAUACACUGAAUGAAUGUGUAUAUAAUACAGACCAGAACUGUAGUAUUUUUUUUAAAUGUUUGAUGUCUUAAGUCUACAUUUUACUAAAGCACAAAAGUAUAUAUUUUUUUGUAUGAAAGUUUUGUCUUUUGUAUUACUGUUUUCAUUUUCUGAAAAUUGUCUCACAGAUGCUAAAUUGUUAAGGCCAUUUUAUAUAUUUAGUGCAUUUGUCAUAUAUUUGAGUGUUUGUGCUGCCUUAAAUAAAUACGUAUUUUCCAUUUGAA
This is a messenger RNA of Oncorhynchus kisutch (coho salmon), 1471 nucleotides long. RefSeq names its product transmembrane 4 L6 family member 1. The record is from RefSeq and is a predicted model, not a curated record. The transcript is spliced from 4 exons. Gene Ontology annotation, cellular component: membrane. NCBI's taxonomy places the organism in Eukaryota, Metazoa, Chordata, Actinopteri, Salmoniformes, Salmonidae. The coding region runs from base 227 to 817 and encodes 196 amino acids.